Messenger RNA from Fragaria vesca subsp. vesca, 531 nucleotides. RefSeq names its product pathogenesis-related protein PR-1-like. The coding region runs from base 1 to 531 and encodes 176 amino acids. The record is from RefSeq and is a predicted model, not a curated record. NCBI's taxonomy places the organism in Eukaryota, Viridiplantae, Streptophyta, Magnoliopsida, Rosales, Rosaceae. The transcript has a single exon.
AUGGAAAACAAAUCAUUUUCAAUUUGCUUAGUGAGAACCUUCCUCCUCCUUUGUAUACUGUUUUGGCCAUCUUUCUCACGCAGCUCGCCCCAUAAAACCUCCCCAACUCGCUCUUCUAACACCAUGCACCAGUACUUGGUCCCUCACAACACUGAAAGAUCAAAGCUCGGCCUCCCUCCUCUCAAAUGGAGCAAGAAACUCGAGAGCUACGCUUCCUGGUGGGCACGACAACGGCGAGAAGACUGCUCAUUGAUUCAUUCGAACAGCGAAUAUGGGGAGAACCUCUUCUGGGGGAGUGGACAUGACUGGAAGCCAAGUGAUGCAGUUAGAGCAUGGGCAAGAGAGAGCCGCUACUACAACCACAAGACUAACUCUUGUGAGCAAAACAAGGAUUGCUUGCAUUAUACUCAAAUGGUUUGGAGGCAGAGCUCGAAGAUUGGUUGUGCUAAGGUUGUAUGUAAGAGUGGGGAUACAAUUCUUGCUUGUGUUUAUGAUCCUCCAGGUAAUGUUAUAGGCGAGAAGCCAUUUUGA